Molecule: messenger RNA, 2369 nt
Organism: Conger conger (European conger)
Lineage: Eukaryota; Metazoa; Chordata; Actinopteri; Anguilliformes; Congridae
Product: calpain-2 catalytic subunit-like
Exons: 21
Coding region: 176-2293 (705 amino acids)
Biological process (GO): proteolysis
Cellular component (GO): cytoplasm
Molecular function (GO): calcium-dependent cysteine-type endopeptidase activity; calcium ion binding
Source: RefSeq, a predicted model, not a curated record
CCUGUGCGUUUGAGUUCUCACUGUCGCUCUUCCAGGACGAAGAACAUACCGCACGAGCUUUCGCGCUGAGGCUGUCUGGUCUAUUGUGCUCAAGUUCUGCCAAUUAAUAUUUUGCAUUGUGGGUCAAGAAACCACACCCCGUAGCGUAAAAAGCAGGAUAAAUUCCAGUGACAGGAUGGCAGGUACAGCAAUGGCAGGUAUUGCGUCGAGACUCAAGCACAACCGUGAUAAAGCGCAAGGCAUCGGUUCCAAUGCACGCGCGGUUAAGUACCUUGGACAGGAUUUCGAGGCGUUGAGACGAGAUUGCCUUGAACGUGGGCAGCUGUUUCGGGACGAGUGCUUUGAGGCUGAGCCGUCAUCCCUUGGCUUCAAAGAUCUUGGACCAAAUUCAUACAAAGUUCGAGGCAUCACUUGGACACGACCCACGGAGCUGUGCUCCAACCCGCUGUUCAUCCAUGGCGGAGCCACCAGGACCGACAUCUGCCAGGGGGCUCUAGGUGACUGCUGGCUCCUGGCUGCCAUCGCCUCGCUCACGCUGAACAAGCAGGUGCUGGCUCGCGUGGUGCCCCCGGGCCAGAGCUUCCAGGACGACUACGCCGGGAUCUUCCACUUCGAGUUUUGGCAGUUUGGAGAGUGGGUGGAUGUGGUGAUUGACGACAGGCUGCCCACCAGAGACGGGGAGCUGCUGUUCGUCCACUCAGCCGAGGGGUCUGAGUUCUGGAGCGCCCUGCUGGAGAAGGCCUACGCCAAGCUGAAUGGGUGCUAUGAGGCUCUCUCCGGUGGGAGCACGACGGAGGGGUUUGAGGACUUCACCGGGGGCAUCGCGGAGACCCACGACCUGAGGCAGGCCAGCCCCCACCUCUUCAAGAUCAUCCAGAAGGCGCUACGGAGGGGGUCUCUGCUGGGCUGCUCCAUCGACAUAACAAGCUCGGCCGAUUCGGAGGCCAUCACGUCUCGGAAGCUGGUGAAGGGGCACGCCUACUCUGUCACCGGAGCAGAACAAGUGGAAUAUGAUGGGCAGAUGGUGAAACUGAUCCGCAUCAGAAACCCCUGGGGGCAGGUCGAGUGGACUGGAGCCUGGAGUGAUGGCUCAGCCGAGUGGCGGUACGUCAGCGAGGAGGACCGGGACCGGCUGGGGAACAGGGCAGAAGACGGAGAGUUCUGGAUGUCCUUCCGUGACUUCCUGCGGCAGUAUUCUCGAGUGGAGAUCUGCAACCUCACCCCCGACGCCCUCACCGAUGACGAGUUCCAGAAAUGGGCCCUGUCCACCUUCGAGGGCAGCUGGAGGAGAGGCUCCACCGCUGGGGGCUGCCGGAACUACCCAAACACCUUCUGGACCAACCCUCAGUUUGUGAUAAAACUGGAGGAGGAGGACGAUGACCCGGAUGAUGACGAGGUGGGCUGCACCUUCCUGGUGGGACUGAUCCAGAAGAACCGGCGCCGGAUGAGGAAGAUGGGCCAGGACAUGCACACCAUCGGCUUUGCCAUCUACGAGGUGCCUGAGGAGUGCUCGGGUCAGAGGAACAUCCACCUGAACCGGUCCUUCUUCCUGCGAAACGCGUCAGCGGCGCGGUCCGAGACCUUCAUCAACCUGCGGGAGGUGUGCAGCCGCUUCUGCCUGCCCCCGGGGGAGUACCUCAUCCUGCCCUCCACCUUCCAGCCCCAGGAGAAUGGAGACUUCGUUGUGCGCGUCUUCUCCGAGAAGCAGGCCGACUUCCAAGAACUGGAUGACCCUGUUGAGUCCCACGUGGAGGAGAUUGAGGUGACAGAAGAGGAUGUAGGGGACCGGUUCCGCAGCCUGUUCGGACAGCUGGCUGGACAUGACUGUGAAAUUUCUGCUUUUGAACUGAGAAGAAUUUUGAACAAAGUGGUCACCAGACGUGACGAUAUCAAGACCAACGGAUUCAGUUUGGCAACAUGCUGGAACAUGGUGAACCUCCUGGAUAAAGAUGGCACUGGGAAACUCGGCCUGGUGGAAUUCAAGAUCCUGUGGACCAAAAUUGAAAAUUACCUGAACUUAUACCGGGAGAAGGAUGUGGACAAUUCAGGCUGCAUGAGCUCCAGUGAAAUACGUGUGGUGGUGGAGGAGGCAGGCUUCUCCCUGAACAACGCCCUGCACCAGAUUGUGGUGGCCCGUUACGGCGACUCAGACCUCACCAUCGACUUCGACAAUAUGGUGGGCUGCCUGAUCCGCCUGGAGAGCCUGUUCAAAACCUUUAAGACUCUGGAAAAGGAUGAGACUGGAGAAGUAGAGAUGAAUAUCUAUGAGUGGCUGACCGUGUCUAUGCUAUGAGAUGAAGAGUGUGACAGCAAGGAGUUCACCAUCUGCACCUCUGGGGCUUUCUGUUUAUCUGUUGGGGGGGGGGGGG